ACGAAAACAAAACGACAAGACGGAAAGCAAAAAAGUCGCGUAAAUGCGAAAAUAAUUCGGAAAAUUAGAUUCCCGGGAAUAUUAUUAUUGUUAAAAUGGCACUGCUGCUGGUGCACCUGCGACGCCUGAUUCUCCUGCUGACUGUGGUCUACCUGAGUGGAGCAGUGUUCCGGCGACUUCUCACCGAGAGACAUCACGCAUACGUCCUGCAGUCCAAUGGCUUCAUGGGCUUUGGACGCCUUCGUGGUGGUGGCGGAGGAUCCAAGGAGCCGUAUCACUUCCAAUGGUGGGCCUACAUCUACACCUGUUACGCCUACGUCGUGUUGGUUAACUACGUCAGCAUGCGCCGGCUAACCAACCUGAUCGAGUUCUUUUUGCAAUGACUGUGUACCCAUUUCGUUAGGGGAUUUUAAACUAUUAUUAAAUUUUUAGAUAAAGUUGAAGAUU
Drosophila serrata is the source of this 447-nucleotide messenger RNA. RefSeq lists its product as uncharacterized. NCBI's taxonomy places the organism in Eukaryota, Metazoa, Arthropoda, Insecta, Diptera, Drosophilidae. The record is from RefSeq and is a predicted model, not a curated record.